AUGACAUCUUUCGCCGUUCCAGUGCACCUUCAAUUAACCACACUAAAGGUUUCACAUAAAAACACCCUGCAAAAUAAUCUAUCUAUCUAUCUAUCUAUCUAUCUAUCUAUCUAUCUAUCUAUCUAUCUAUCUAUCUAUCUAUGUCUGCUGUCUCUUAUCUAUCUAUCUAUUUACGUCUGCCUGUUUCUCAUCUAUCUAUCUAUCUAUCUAUCUAUCUAUCUAUCUAUCUAUCUGUUUGUCUGUCUAUCUUCUUGUCUGUUUAACUAUCUAUGUCCACAUCUGUUGAGCCAACUACAUUUUCUUCUUCAUAUUUGCUUUCAUAAUUCUUUCCGUUUUUACGUAUUUACUUCUUUUUCAAAAUUUCUUUUCUUUCUUCUCGUUUUUUUCCCCAUAAUUUUUCAUUAUGUUCCUGUUUUCUUUUCGUUUCUUCAUUUUUUAAAAAAUCAUUUUCAUCUGUUAGUUCUUUCUUUCUUUCUUUCUUUCUUUCUUUCUUUCUUUCUUUCUUUACUCCAGCUUUAUGCAACUAGACUUUCCGUAGCUUCUGCGCUUGUGACUGUCACAAACAUUUUUAACACUACUCCCAUAGUGACUGGACAUGUUGAUAAAAAAAAACCUGUGAUCACGGAACCUUAUCUAUACGUGUACUUGUAUAUCAUGGAACAAUGA
Acanthosepion pharaonis is the source of this 666-nucleotide messenger RNA. The record is from the annotation of a GenBank genome assembly. NCBI's taxonomy places the organism in Eukaryota, Metazoa, Mollusca, Cephalopoda, Sepiida, Sepiidae.